Nilaparvata lugens (brown planthopper) is the source of this 1357-nucleotide messenger RNA. RefSeq lists its product as uncharacterized. Lineage: Eukaryota; Metazoa; Arthropoda; Insecta; Hemiptera; Delphacidae. The coding region runs from base 207 to 1220 and encodes 337 amino acids. The transcript has 5 exons. The record is from RefSeq and is a predicted model, not a curated record.
AUACCAUCAAGUACCGUACCUGAAUUCUAUCAAUUUUAAUAUAUAUCUCGAGUGAAAUAAGAAUUUAAUAUCUGGAGUGAAAGGACAAAAUAAUGUAGUAUCUGAUGUAUUUUUCAUGGGUUACUUGAUCUUUUGUGAAUGAGUGAAGGGGUAGACUACUAGUUUAUUUAUUAAACAAUUUAAAAUAUCUCUGAUGUAUUAGAAAGAUGCAUCUUCCCAGUGUUACACCUCUAUUGAUCACAUGUUUCUUAACAAUUGUUCCGGGGGAAUGGGUUGAAAUACCCGCCAUAUCUACAUCCAACUUUGACGAGAAUAAUUCAAAAACAUCCUACUCAAGUAGCUACAGACCCGGGUACAACAAGACCUAUGUUUUUGAAAGGGUAGUACUGAGACAAUCUCCUACAAGAGAAACGGAACCCACGAUUAAACUCACAACAGAUCCACCGUCAAGAUUAUCGAUUAGAAAUAAUUUCUACAAAAAUGAAGAUUUGUUGGAAAUGAAUCAUUAUAUGACUGAAGAUUCUUCGGGAGUUUUAAAACCUCCAAAAGUUUUAUCAUCCACUGUACCACCACAAAAAAUGUUAUCAACUCUAGAACAAACUUUGAAAACUUCACCACAAUUUACAACGACUCCUACUUCAAAAAUAUCAUCUACUACCCCUUUACCACCGAAAAUAAUAUCCUCUACUCCAUCACCACCCCCUUCAGGAAAAACGGAGAAAAAUAGAGUAAAAGAGAGCUCAAAUUUGAGUUUUCAAGGACUCCCAGGCUUACUGUUCACCACAAGAAUGAAAGAUAUUAUAAUGGGAGUACAUAAUACCCUUAGUAGACAACCAAGCCAGACUAUAAGAGGAAAGCUGAAGUAUUUGGAAGAAAUAAAGAACAAUUUGCUGAAGAAUAUAUGGGAACGAAGUAGAAUUUUGUGGCGUGGGAAUUCAAUAGACCGGAGUGAUGCUCGCUCUAUGAGCUACUUUCCGUCGGGUGGAGGUGAAGGACCCUUAAUCACCAUAGCUCUAUUGACGUUUGCUGUUUUCCUGAUUAAGAUCGUACAGCAAUUCAUCCAGGGCCUCCAGGGAGCUGCGGCCGCCAACUCGGUCCAGAUGCAGGCGGCACAGGCGGGUGGAGGGGGGAGGGUGAAGAGAUGGGCUGAUGACCGUUUAGAGCAUGCUACAACUUUGCUGCACUACAUGGAACGAUAUAAGUUCCACAAUGAGUUAUGAAGUAUCUUGGAAUACAAUUGAGCAGACAGUGGGGUGUUUCUGAAUGCUGGACUAUUCAAGCCUAGAUCAUGAAUUGCAUGGAGAGUGGAGAAUGUUAUUUGUUGCUCCAAUAAAUACACAUUUAUACUUUGUAACUC